AUGGCUGAUACUUCCAAGGUGGAUAAUGAUGACAACCUUGAAGACAGUUCGUCUUCUGAAGAAUGGACGAUUAUUUAUAAAAAAGAAUCUAAUUUAAAACAAAAUCGUCUUAAUAGCAUAGAACAUAUUGAAGUUCAUGAAAAAGAAAUAGAAUCAGACGAUGUAUCUAUACUCUCAGACGAAAGUGAAUCAGAACAACUUAUAAAUGAUGGAAAAGUUGAAAUAAUGGAGUGGCAAAUUGAAAGCAAGCAAUCUACUCAGUUAGCAACAUUAUCUCCUAAUCAUACAUCAGAUAGAAGUAUAACAUCAAGUGCUUUAAUUACAUGCUCUGUGAUAGCCUUAAUAAGUGGUAUUAUAAUUGCUGGUCAAAUAAUUGAGUUUCAAGGACAUGAACCAAAUUAUUUUCUAAAUAAUGAAAUUCAAGCAAAAUUAAAAGAAUUUAUUGGAAUCAAAGAAAAAUUGAAUGAUUUAAAUGAUGUGAAACGAGCUCUACAUCAAAUUCAAGGAAAUAUACAACAAAUGAAGAAAUUAAAGGAUCAAUUAAUAAAUAAAAAGUAUAAAAAAAACAAAUCAAAAUAUUCAGGUGAUAAUUAUAAAAAUUUUGAAAAAUUGAAUAUAGAAAAUAUUUUCAAUCUAGAUGGUUAUGAUAAUAAACUUGAAAUGCUUGAAAUUACGUUCCAAAAUUUUUGUUCAAUAAUAACCAAAAUCAAUUCAACCAGUAAUUUAACAUUUGAAAAUAAAUUAUGUAAAACACCCAAGAUACUUUCAGAUAUGAUUAUUUUAAAAAAAAAUUUCAAACAAAUUUUGGAAAGCAAUGUAGAAACAGAUUUACCAGAAAAUCGAGUUUUUCUUAAUGUUGAAAGAAAACUGGAAUUAGUUUCUGAAUCUUUAUUAUUUGAUUUUAACGCUAUAUUUUCAAAGUUUACAAAGAAAAUUCAAGAACGAUUAAAUAAAGUAGGAUCUGAAAUUCAUAAUCGAUUAUGUUUUUCAUAUAAUAAAGAUAAAAUUAAUGACAAAUUUUUUAAUAUUUUAAACAAAAACUAUUUUUUAAGUAAUUGUAACGAAUCAAAUUCAGAUCCGGCAAUUAAUUUAAACUCAAAUGUAACUAAGAAAAAUAAAAAAGGUUAUGGAACUAAAAAAAAAUCAUAUUUAGAAUUAAAAAAAAAUGCAUAUAAAAAUAAUUAUAAAAAUAUUAAGGAUUAUAAAAACUUUUUUGAUUCUAAAAAAAAUAAUUCCUAUACAAAAAUAUAUCCUGAAGAAAACUUUAUUAAAGGAGAAGCAACAACUGAUAAUAAUUGGAAAAAAAAUAAAAAGGAAAAGAAAGAGAAAUAUUCUCUAGAAGAAAAAAAAUAUAAAUAUGAAAAAACUGAUAAAUAUAAAAAUGAUUGUAAUAAAAAAUAUGAAAAAACUAAUCAGGAGUUUGAUUAUAAUUUUGAAUUUAAUAAAAACAAUCAUAAAUUUAAUUACGAAGCUGAUCAUAAAAAGGAUGAUUCUCAAAAAAAAUCGAAGCAUCAGAAAAGUUAUGAUUUUAAUGAAGGUGACUCAAAGUUUAUUGUAAACGUAGAAAAUUACUCAGAUAAAUAUCUUCGAAAUAAAGAAGAAAAAGAAAGAUAUAAAAAUGAUAAAGAAUAUAUAUUAAAGCCAGAAAAUUUAAAGGAAUCAAAAUAUGUAAAAUAUCAAGAAGAUGAACAUUGGGAAAAAAGGGAUAAAUAUCGAGCAAAUAGUGAUUGGCAAAUACAAAGGGGUAAAGCUCGUGAAAAACAACGGAAUUCUGAUUGGUAUUUUGUUCGAGCAGAUUCACGUGAAAAGGCGAGGAUUGUCGAAGAGGAUGAUAAACACACAUAGAGUACUCCUUCACUUCGUAAUAAACAUGAAGGAAAGCGUGACUGGUCCUUGCGAAGAAAGUAGAAUUAUUUAAUGGUAUAAAUGUUUAGGAAAUUUGGCAAUAUCUGGAAUUUUUUGAACUCAAAGUGACGAAUCUAUUCAUAAGAAUUCUCAACACGAAUUCAAUUACUGUAAAAAAUCUAUACAUGCAUUCACAGUUGCAAAUAAUGCACUUAAUUAAUUGCCACCUUUUUAAAAUUCCUAACAGUAUGUUCAUCUAUGAUCAUUUGUAUUAUGUUACACUAUAC
Molecule: messenger RNA, 2132 nt
Organism: Ceratosolen solmsi marchali
Lineage: Eukaryota; Metazoa; Arthropoda; Insecta; Hymenoptera; Agaonidae
Product: MATH and LRR domain-containing protein PFE0570w-like
Exons: 7
Coding region: 1-1845 (614 amino acids)
Source: RefSeq, a predicted model, not a curated record